AUGAAAGGUCGCGAGCAUUUGCAUCCCUCGGUCCGUGCACUUCCAACUUUGUCGCUCGUAGAGAUGCACGAACUCCAGCAGCUGUCAACACACUUGGACUGGUGCGAACGCGGCUUUUGCGUUCCAAGUUGGAACCAGCACGUGCCGCAGUAUUGCGGGUCGUGUUAUGCCCACGGUGCCAUGUCAAGCGCCCAGGACCGGAUCAAGCUCCUCAAUGCACGUCGGAAAUACACGGGCGCUGACGUCAUGCUCGGUCGUCAGAGCUUCCUCAAUUGUGCACCGGGUCACGGCCUUUCUUUUGGCUGUGAUGGGGGUGAAGCCCAAGACGUGUACGAGUUCAUGCGCCGCUAUGGCUUGCCAGACGAGUCGUGCUUGCCCUACAAUGCAACGGACCACACGAAAUUCACGACGACCGGUAAUAGCACGUGUCCACCUAUUGGUUACUGCAUGAACUGCAUGUAUACUCCAACGAGUACCAAGACACCCCAUUGUUUUCCCGUGACCAAGGUGGUGCGGUACCGUGCUAAGAGCUACGGGCACUUGUCAGGGGAGCUUGCUAUGAUGAAGGAGCUCAUGACGGGGGGUCCCAUUACGUGCGGCAUUGCUUGCAGUCGAGAGUUCACUUACGAGUACAAGGCUGGGAUUCUCGAGGACAAGACAGGAUUCAUGGACAUUGACCACGACGUGGAAGUUGUUGGCUGGGGGGAAGAAAAUGGCACCAAGUACUGGCACGUUCGCAACUCGUGGGGAACGUAUUGGGGCAUGAAUGGCUUCUUUAAGAUUGUGCGUGGCAAGAACAAUCUAGGUAUCGAGGCCGACUGUGCUUUCAUUGAACCGGAUAUUAGCGAUGAAGAGCUCGUGUGGGAGGAAACACCCAUCUACGGAGGCUCGAUUUUCGGUAUCGUCCCGUUCAAAGAAGAUGCAAGGGACCAUGUAAUCAAGGACACGACCGAGGACAUCCCACAUGUCGAUGAUCAAGUGCUAAAAGCUCAUUAUCUACCUGAUGACGUAGGACCACUUACAAGUGAGCCCAAGGGACAUGAAGGCACCACGUCGCUCAUUGCGCCUGCAAUCAUGCUCUUUACGUCCGGUUGUGUCUGCGCAACACUCGCUGCGGUGUUCAUCACGAAGUUUCGUGGUCACCGUGACGUGUACCGAGCGAUCCCGUAG
Peronospora matthiolae is the source of this 1170-nucleotide messenger RNA. The record is from the annotation of a GenBank genome assembly. Lineage: Eukaryota; Oomycota; Peronosporomycetes; Peronosporales; Peronosporaceae.